Molecule: messenger RNA, 4248 nt
Organism: Aspergillus calidoustus
Lineage: Eukaryota; Fungi; Ascomycota; Eurotiomycetes; Eurotiales; Aspergillaceae
Source: the annotation of a GenBank genome assembly
AUGUCGCCUGCCCGAUGGUCUUCCCUGUCCUGUCCCGCGAUACAUAAGGCGACAGCAGGCCUCGUAGACUUUAGCGCCCAGAUCCCCGCAAUAUACGCGCGCGCCAUCUCAAAAUAUGAAGAAAUCACCGACGAAAAACUCGACACGGCGUUCCUGGCCAAGCUCCAAAACGUCGACGACCUAACGCGCGAAAUCGAUGCCCGGAAUACGCAGUUCAGCGAGUUUCGCGAGAAGCGCGGCGUCAUUUUUGAUGUGCUCAAGACCGCGAUGAUCCCCGUGGAGCUCUUCGGGAGUCUGGCGGCGGGAGGAGCGAGUAUGGUCUUCCCGCCGUCGAGUUUGGUCUUUGGGGCAGUCACGUAUCUUAUGAGUGCAGCCAAGGGCGUUUCGAGGAGUUAUGAUGCCAUUUCGGAGUUGAUGGGGAGUUUGAAGGACUUCACAAUCCGAUUAAAAACAUACAGCCGCGAGUCGAUCAGCGCAGACCUCGGCGAGAAACUCAGCGACAUCCUCGUGACACUCAUCGAAAUCUUCGCGCUCUCGACAAAAACCAUCCGGCGCGGCCGCCUCCUCAAAUUUACCCGGAACUUCCUCCUCGGAAACAACGAUGCGAUCCAAGCGGCGAUGGGGAAACUCGAUAAGCUUACCGGCGUCGAAGACGCGCUGGUCGGCGCUGAGACGCUGACGGAGUCCAAGCGAACGGGGCGGGUGGUUGAUGGUAUCGAGGUGACGGUUUCGUCGACAAACGCGACGGUCCUUGAGACGGGAAUGACUGUGAACCAGAUGAGCGUGCAGGUGGGCGAAGUUCAGGAAAUGCUGGGGAGUUUGAUGGUCAGUGUUAAUGAGGGGAAGACGGAGAGCAGUGAGGAGAGGGAGAAGGCGCUACAGGCGCAUGUUCUCAAGGUCCUGCGGCCGUCCAAAGUCGAUCACGCGCAGGACUGGUAUGAUAAGAUCCACAAGGCGCGGAUCCCGGGCACGGGAGAUUGGGUGAGGGAGGAGAAUGUCUUCAAGGCGUGGUUGGAGAGGGAGGAUACACCGGUGAUUUUUGUCUCCGGCAAUCCUGGUGCAGGCAAAUCAUACCUUUCGGCAAACAUCAUAUCCUUCCUCAAGGAUAGGUACCCGCAGCACGUGCAGAGCACGGAAAUGGUCUCUGUGGGAUACUUUUUCUUCAAGGAUGAUAACCCCGAGACACGGUCUCUGCAUCAGGCUCUUCGCGACCUUGCAUUCCAAAUCAGCAAAAACGACCCAGUCUACCAGAAAUACCUAGCGAGCAUUGAGGGCCACGAGAAGAUCAGCACCCUCGAGGGCGCGUGGCGCCUUUUGUUCGUCGAGUACUUCAUCAAGAAGAUAAAUGUCGACGGCAGUGUCUAUAUCCUUUUCGACGCCGUGGACGAGGCGUAUGAUGAUGAGCGACGGACGUUUCUAAGCCUGGCAAGAGAUUUGUACGAAGUGACGGAGGAGUCGAGACUCCAGAUUGCCCUUGUGGGGAGACCACAUAUUAGCGAUCAGCUACUGGAGGGGUUGGAGGUCGAGGUGCCAACGAUUUAUGUGACGACGCAGAAGAAUUCGGGGGAUAUCAAUUCAUAUAUCCAAGCGAGCAUCAAGAAGUCUCCUAUCCUUCGCCGGGUGUCAGCCAAGCUGCGUGCAGAGCUUGUCGAGAAACUCUCUGCUGGUGCAGAGGGGAUGUUCCUCUGGGUGAAUCUCAUGCUCCAGGAGCUCGUGAAGAAGCGGAAUGAAGGUAGCAUGCGCAAGGCGCUAGAGCAUCCGCCCAAGGGCCUCAAAGAGAUUUUGCGGCAUGUCCUUUCGAGUUUUUCGGCCUCCUCGAAUGACGAGGAGCUCGAGUACUUCAACGAGAUUCUAGCCUGGGUGACUUGCUCUGAGCAGCCACUCACUCUGGAAAAGAUCGACGCAAUCUUGAAGUUAAAGUCACCCGAGGGCGAUGGUAUGAUUUACCUUGAAGGAGCACUGCGCCGGCAGUUUGCUUCGUUCUUUGUUCUCGACCGCGAGGAUGGACUCACAACGGCGGAACUGCAGAACAUGUCAAGACAGCCGGGUGUGUUCGAUGCAUCGGAUGAUGAAGAAGAAAGGGAGGAGGAAGAAGAAGAAGAAGCAUUUGAGGACGUUGAUAACUUUACGGACUUCAACUCGGAUAGCAAGACUACCACCGCAACUUUUUGUCACGCGUCUAUAGGUGACUUCUUCCGCGACGAGACAGAAGGCAAGGUGUCUGCCGGCGAGGGUCAUGUUGCAGUUGGCGUGCACUAUCAUGACGCCAAGGCGCAUGUGCUGAAGACACUCCUACGGUUGUUUGUGGACAAGGACUUCGCGAGUAAGGCUGACGACAGUGAAGUGAUGCUCCAGCAUGCCGCGCGGACCUGGGUUUACCAUCUUGAAAAUACGACGCCGGAGGAAUGCUCGCUGGAUGACCAGAAGGAAAUCGCUCGGUUGGUCCUGCUGAUGGUCAGGUCGGAGGAGGUCAUGGUCGAAUGGGUGGGCCGUGUCAGCCUGCUGAUCAGGCAGGCCUAUGUUGACGCAGUCCAGAAAUGGUGGAAGAACUCGGAGGUUUUCGAGUCUCUCUCACCCGAGGACCAAGAAUUCAUCAAGUCUACCGAGGCGGACCCUGUCAGAACUUUCAAGCCAUUGACCAUGUUCAGCAUCAAGAAAUGGGUACGAGAGAACGAAUGGCAACCUUGGCCCGUCGCAGCUGUCGUCUGGAGCUACAAAAGGUUUGUCAAUGGGGCAGAAGUCGGCCUUAACAGCGCGGUCGAUGCUUCAGCCAAGGAGCUCAUCGAAGCCGCUGAAUUCGGCGACUCAGAGAAAACGGGGCAAUGGUAUCGGCGCUGUGCAAUGGUUCUGCGCCAGCUCAGACACCACGAGGAAGCGAUGGAACUCUUCUCCAAGGCCUUCGAACUGCAACCCGAUGAGUGGCUCAUUAGAGCCGGCAUGGCUUACACAUACUUUCUGCAACGCGAAUGGCAGAAAGCUAUUGAUCUUGAUGUGGUGACUGUAAGGAUCCUGAACGAGCGUCUCAAUGAGGAUGAAAACGCCAAACCCGGGCUUCAUUUCAUGCUGGAACGGAUGGCGGAAUGCUACAAGCAGCUGGACAAUCCGGAAGGCCGCUUGGAGGCCAUCAAGGGCGCGCUUGAGAACGUUCCCCAAUAUUGUAACAAUUGCACCAACGCUCUGCUCGAGCUCUAUGCGACCAACGGCGAUCAUACUGCGGCCAUCAAGUUCCUAAAAGAGCUUGCAGACUCCCCCGUGCCUGACCAGGAUAUCUCCAAGCUAACGCAGGCAAUAUGGGACAAUCCAGACGGCGAUGAGUCCAAGGGCUUCCUCAUCUUUGCCGCCGACGCAGCUCUGGCAACAGAUAACCUUGACUUCCUUGUCCAAUCUUGGCGAACGGCCGCAAAAGGUGCCCGCAAGGCUCUGAAAACAGUCACUGCAGCUCGGCUGGAAUUGGCCAUCGCGCGUAUCUACAGCGAGUUUAUGAAGGACCAGGCCAAGGCAGUGAAGCGCUGGGAAAAGAUCAUGACCCUGUACCCGUCGUCCAAGGACGAGACCGCCAUUGGUGUCGUCAAACUCGGAGCUUCGUACGAACUUGCCCGAGCGUACCUUUGCAACGCCUUCGACGCAGGAGUGGGCACACCCGAAGCCACUGCCAUAGCGACCAAGCUGGAAAAGCUCGCCAACACGCAGGCCUCGGCCGAUUCGGUGAUCUGGACCAUUGUCAGUGCCCGUGCGAUUUGUCUCGGCGUGUACUACCGGUUGAGUGGACAAAUCGAAAAAGCGCAGGCGCAGUUCCGACCAUCGAUAAAACGGGGAAUUCAGAUUCUCUCCGAUGAUGACCCGGAGAACGAUGUUGCCGGCCUUUGGGACUUGAUGACCGCGCUGGUCGCAGCUGGUGACUCGAAGAAUGUAACCGCGCUCGCGCAGGCAAUUUCCAACUUCGAAAAGGAGGAUCCCGAGGAUAACACGGCAUGGACGUGUGAUGGACCGUGCCGGAGGUCAGUGACCAAAAUCGAUGGAAUGUCGCUUUGUCCGAUCUGCAUGGAUACAGGGUUCUGUGCAGAGUGUCUCAAGCUGUUGGAGGGAGGGACAAUGGGCAUUCAGAAGUGUAAUCAGAAGCAUGUCAAGGAGUUUUUGUAUAUCCCGGAGCGGACAAAGGAGUUUGGCAAGGGGCAGAUGCUUGUUGAUGGUGAGGUGAUGGAGUUUGACGCGUGGAAGGAUCAGUUGAAGAAGGAGUGGCGCGUUUAG